AUGGAUGCGGGGGAUCGGAUGUUCUGCCAUUCCUGCGGCGGGGUCUGGCUACGAAAUGAGCGCGGACUGACGUGUCCCACCUGCCACUCUGAAUUCACCGAAAUUAUUGAAAUCCCCCCUGACACCGAAGCCCCCGACCCUCCUGAAGAAGCUCCCGAAGACCGAUUCACGCCGCCCGUGAACUCUUUCGCAAACCACAAUCCCUGGGCUUCCACCGGCGUUGACGACUUCCAGGAUCGAUUCUCCGGCGGCAACAGAGGCACCGGAAAUGAUUCAGGAAAUGGAUUCUCUCAUCGCACCUAUCGCUCGCCCGACGGUCGGUUCACCUUCUCUAGCACGACGUACUCUUCCGGGCUGCCUCGACGGUCAACCGACCCGCAGGGCAACAUGCAGAAUGACCCGUUGAUGCCGAUGGUGCGGGGCUUGGACACGAUCUUUCAUGGACUGGCGAAUACGUAUCAGCAGACGGAUCCUCAUCGGCCCGCGGGUCAGCAGCCCUGGGGAGGACGGCAGAGACCGUGGCAUCUGCACGAUGAGGAUGCCAACGAACAUGAUUUUGGAGGAUGGGGGCAGGGGCCCAGACCGGCGGGACUGGGGGGGCAGGGGAGAGCGCCCGGCAUGACGCACGACGGGUCCUUUGACCACGGUCUACGGUUUGGAGGCGGCUCGAACUUCCAUGAUGAUGAGCUGCAUCCCCGCGACGCGGACGGUCCACAGCCGAUGCCUACUCCUCUACGUAGUUUGGGCGAGUGUGUUUUCCCCUUCCCUUAUGAGUUGCACGUUGCUAACUGUGGCAGUAUCUUGGAACUCUUUCGCACCGAUUUCGGUGCAAACAACCAGGCUGGCAACGGCGGGUUCCGAGUCAUGACCGGUCCCAACCCCCUGGCGAUGCUGUCGGCGCUGUUGAACGUCGAACGGCACGGGGAUGCGGUUUAUUCGCAGGAGGAGCUGGACCGGGUGAUCUCGGAGCUGGUGGACCGAAACGGCAAUCACACCGCCGCCCCGCCGGCCUCGCAGAAUGCUAUCCGGUCUUUGCCGAAGAAGAAGGUCGACCGGGAGAUGCUGGGGAACGACGGUAAGGCGGAAUGUUCGAUCUGCAUGGACCCGGUGGAGAUGGGCACGGAGGUGACGGUGCUGCCGUGCAAGCACUGGUUUCACUACGGCUGUAUCGAGAUGUGGUUGAACCAGCAUAAUACAUGUCCUCAUUGUCGACGGGGUAUUGAUGCUCCUCCUCCUGCACAAACCGAAAGAAACGAAGGAACCAGCGACAACCCCGUGUUGAUCGACAGCAGCCCCGAGACGUCUCGUCGCGGCAGUGCCGUACCCGAACACAGUGGACAGCCGACGGGAUGGAGCUGGAACAGCGCCGAGGGCGAGACUGAGCGACAAAGUAGUCGAGAUCAAGGGACGGGCGGAGGAGGAUUGGCCGGAUGGGUGCGAAGCCGAUUCGGAGGAGGGAAUUAG
Molecule: messenger RNA, 1464 nt
Organism: Aspergillus affinis
Lineage: Eukaryota; Fungi; Ascomycota; Eurotiomycetes; Eurotiales; Aspergillaceae
Product: putative RING finger domain protein
Exons: 3
Coding region: 1-1464 (487 amino acids)
Biological process (GO): protein ubiquitination
Molecular function (GO): ubiquitin protein ligase activity
Source: RefSeq, a predicted model, not a curated record